AUGAAACAGCACACUGCACAUUUUGCUAAAAUACUUUUACAAAUAGGUGAAGAUACAUAUCCUACUAACCAAACGACCGGCCUCAUUGAACUCAAUAGUGAUUUCUGUAACAUAGCCACUACUGAAAACGAUCUAAUCGACAAAAUUUAUCCAAAUAUUGUUCAAAACUAUACCAACGUAGAGUGGUUAUUUCAAAGAGCAAUUUUGGUCACUAAAAAUAAUGUUGUUGACGAUAUCAAUUUCAAUAUUCUAAAGAAAAUACCUGGUGAAGAGAGAAUAUACAAAUCGAUGGACACGAUGGUAUCCAGUGAGGAAAGUGUCAACUUCCCUACAGAAUUUCUGAACUCUUUACAAGUACCAGGAAUGCUAUUACACUGCUUUCGUCUCAAAAUUGGAUCUCCAAUCAUACUACUUAGAAAUCUCGGCUCUCCAAAACUAUGUAAUGGAACGAGAAUGAUCGUAAAACAGCUAUCGAAUAUUAUUGAAGCUGAACUUAUUUCUGGAAAGAACAAAGGACAAACAAUUAGGCAAAUGGUCGGACAUAAAAAAGACGCCAGAGUGAACUGGUCUUAA
Molecule: messenger RNA, 573 nt
Organism: Amyelois transitella
Lineage: Eukaryota; Metazoa; Arthropoda; Insecta; Lepidoptera; Pyralidae
Exons: 2
Coding region: 1-573 (190 amino acids)
Source: RefSeq, a predicted model, not a curated record